AUGUCAAGCAUCAGAAGUCUACGCAACAACAGGUCCAGUCGAUACUCAAGUCCUGCGACCUUUGCCUCGAACCACCAGGAACCCGAGCCUGCUGCACAGGAGACGAUCGAAGUUCAGCCGCCACAGAAUGGAGUGGAGAGACUGCCACAGUCGAGGUUGGACCACUGGGUUGAGCCCGUUGUCCGCCAUGGCGUCGCCAGUUUCGAGGAUACAAAGGGCUUGGAAAGAGUCGGCGUCUUGGAACACAUGCAGCCCUUGGGUGUUGCGCCGAACCCGAAGCUACUAUCGAGGCUGAAGGUCAAUCUCUCGAGGCCGUCAGCCAGUGCAAGAGGAACGCCUGGUCAAAGUGAGGGUGUGGCCAGUCCAAGUGUUGAGCCUGCAAGUGCAAAGGAUGACGCGCCUUCUCCUGUAAUUGACCCCGAACUAUUGAUCGAAACUCCUCCACUACCUCUGCAACCUCUCCCUCAAACAUACCAUGAGCCGCAACCGCAAUUAGCGACCUUUCCUCAAUCUACGCCGCCUCCUGUAUCAGACUCAUUUCCGCAGCUAUCGUCGCCUGUGAUCAUGAGUCCGCCACGAGGAAGACCUGCAAAGAAAGAAGUCGAAGAAAUGCGUGUCUAUGGCGAUGAAAACGCUGUCUCUCCUGCCUUCACAAAUACUUCGCGUCAGUCAAGGGCAUCCCCUCGACAUUCGUCCAUUCAAGAACAUCAGAAGGAGGAGAGAUUCAAAGGCUACAUUCGAAGUGCUAUCAGUAAGGCGAGCCAGGAGGGUAAGGAUGAUGUCGUUUCUGGUCUCACCAGUGUUCUCGCUGAAGCUGGCCGUGACGAGCUUCUGACUGCGUUGGAGAACAUCUCGAAAUACAAGGGCAGUGUUAGAGUUGAACAGUUCAAGGUCUUCAAGCAUUAUAUUAAGAAAGGUAUUCGCAAGCAUCGACGCAACUCUUCUCUAUACAACUACAACAACAACGACGACGACAACGACUCGAACCCGUCGAUUCCUGCAUUAUCACAGCAGACACCUGUCGCUUAUGUCUCGAGUUUUCAUGCCAACAUAAAGAAACCUUCACCAGUGGGUUCUCCCAAACAAAGCGACACUGUCACUAGGUCUCCUUUGACUCUAAGGACGACAUUCCCUGACGUUUCGAACAAUGUGUCACCUCCCAAGCUGUUUCUUCAUUCCCCCUCGCAGACAGAGCACGCGCCCAUGGAUAUACCGCCAUCUCAGCACGACGAAUCAUUUCCUGUUUUACCACAAAAACGCACACCACGUAAAAGACGGUCGAGCAGUACGUCCUCACUAAGCUCCGCGAUAUCUGUCGCUUCAAGUCUUGAACCGGUACCGAAUUUACUGCCAGUGUCGAACAUUCGGGACCAGUCAUCAGAAGCGAAACCUGCCAGAUCGGCUGGCUCACGCCAAGCCCCGAUCCGGGCAGCAUCUAGCAGAGCAACACGUUUGUCAGGCACUGACCAACAACAAACUGAUUUAUCACAAUUCGAAGCUCGCAAUACCAAAAACCUCAACAUUGUGAACAACAACUCAGAAGCUAAACGUCGAAAGUUGCUGAAUCGGAUAGCCACAGUUCCAGACUACGACCAGGCAGAAAUCGAUCGACGGCGAAGAGAAUUUGAUAGAAACUUGAAGCGCGAUGUUCGUGAAGGACGGGAAACGGUGCAUCUGAGAAGACCGAUAUCAAUACCAGAAGGUGAGGACGAUUUAACGAGCAUCACUGUUGAGCCACGACCUCCGCCGCCCGUUAUACAUCCCAACAGUUUGGUGCAUGCGACUGCUCAAGCAUCGUCCCCAGCGACAGCUGAAUUUCCAGCCGUCAAUGGUACAAGCAAGAAGCGUGAUUACGAUGAGUUUACAAGAGACGACUUGUCUUCACGAUUAUCGACGCCCGACACAAUAUCCUCUACCGACCUACCAGCGCCACAUAUCGUCAAUCGGCUUAGCAGUGCCGCGCCUAGCAGUCGUGCACCAACACCUCGAGCUGCAAAGAACGGUCAGAUGAAGCCUACCCAGCUCAUCAAAGGCCGAACUUCACUGCGAACCAUGAUCUCACCCAAAAAACCCAAAAACGAUGGCAGCAGCACAGGUGUAAUACGUGCGGGGCCAGAGAAUGACACGGUAAUGACCAAUGGUACCGAUGCGGAUGCAGAGGAGAACCAGAACGAAGACGAAUGUCGUGCUUGUGGUGAUGCAGGUCUUUUAGUCCUUUGCGAAAGUUGUCCAAAUUCAUUUCACCCAGGAUGUCUAGAACCGCCACUUGAUCCGGACGACCCUAAACUGGCAGAAGAUCAGAAGUGGUACUGUCCCCUGUGCGAAGCUAAGCGCAGACCUGAGACGGCCAAGUCUGAUGGCUUUAUGAGCGAAUUAAUCAGCAAUGUUAGCGAUGCAUAUCCGAAAGCAUACGACCUACCACAAGAUAUCCGGGAUUACUUCGAGAACGUUUCCACCGGUGCAGAUGGUGAGUACGUCGAGGCGAUAGUGCCACCAACGAACAAGAAAUGGCCCUUGAGAGCCGACAACAAUGGAGCUGUGAAGCUUCCAAACUACAAAGACAUCAGAGAUAGGCAGGGCAACCUGCGAUUCUGCUACAAAUGUGGCAAAGGAACCGACGGAGAGCGAGACAUGAUGCCUUGCGAUUACUGCCCCAAAGAAUGGCAUCUUGACUGCCUCGAUCCUCCAGCACCCGUUGUACCAAAACGUAUAGGUGCUGAUGGCAAGGCGCCUCCUCCAUGGAGGUGUCCCCUUCACGUCGAUCAUGAUAUGAUCGAGAUCAGUCGAGCUGGUGGUCUAAAGACUGGGAUGCUAGGAAGGAUACCGCGCCUUCGACGACCAAGAAGGCAAGUACGCUCGGUGCAACAGUCCACUUCUCGACCUUUGUACCCUAAUAAUGGUGUCAUCGAUAUCGAACACGAGCCCGAAUCCGAGGUUACUUUGAAGGAGAUCGACAUGCAAGGCACUGUGCAGAAAAUUCCAGAAAAGGGUAUUCGCCUUGAUUUCAUCGCCAAAGCCAAUCGCGAUCGCUACAACGAGUAUGUUAAUAAAGAUGCUCGAGGCAUCGUGUCUCAUCAAACUUGGGCUAAAUCCUGGCUGCCUGAUCAUCCACGAUUUAGGGAUCAACCAGCCCCAUUAACAUCUGACAUUACCACGCCGGAGCAGCAAGAACAAAGGUCGAGGUUCUAUUCGUUGUCUCUUCCUGAUCAACAGGUGAUCCUCAGUCUUUCUGACCUGAAAAAUUCAACCAACUCCACGAAUGGGCUCAAUCGUUCCACGACCGAUCGAUACAUGGACGACUUGGUCAACGUGCUUAUCGCAGAAGCACCUGCUGAGGUGUCCCGGCAAACCAAUAUGUCAGAAGUGGAGCGAUUGACGGUCUUGGAGGAUCUGAUCAAGCGCCGUAAAGACAUUUUGACAAGAGCGAGCACAAACAGUGGAACUACGCAAGCCGACCUACCACCGAUGCAAACGAAGAGCAAAAAGGUGGACACACCGAAAGUGAAUGGCACCCUUGGACACGACCAUAGCGAGUAA
Molecule: messenger RNA, 3537 nt
Organism: Lithohypha guttulata
Lineage: Eukaryota; Fungi; Ascomycota; Eurotiomycetes; Chaetothyriales; Trichomeriaceae
Exons: 3
Coding region: 1-3537 (1178 amino acids)
Biological process (GO): regulation of transcription by RNA polymerase II
Cellular component (GO): Rpd3S complex
Source: RefSeq, a predicted model, not a curated record